This is a messenger RNA of Triticum urartu, 1426 nucleotides long. RefSeq names its product exonuclease DPD1, chloroplastic/mitochondrial. Gene Ontology annotation, cellular component: cytoplasm. Gene Ontology annotation, molecular function: nucleic acid binding; 3'-5'-DNA exonuclease activity. Gene Ontology annotation, biological process: DNA catabolic process. NCBI's taxonomy places the organism in Eukaryota, Viridiplantae, Streptophyta, Magnoliopsida, Poales, Poaceae. The record is from RefSeq and is a predicted model, not a curated record.
CAGGCAUGCGGUGACUGCCAUGAAUGGAUGAAGAUAAUUUCAAAGGCACUUUGUCGUGUUAUAAUUAUGAGGGAUAGAGUUCGAUUUCACCGCUUUGAAAGCGGGUGCUGCUCCUGUAAAGAUUACUGGAGUAAUAGAGGUGGCGUUGAAUAUUCUGUUAUCUAAACUUUGUACCAAAUAAAUAGGUCCAACAAAACCUUUGAUGCCCUUUUCUACUCCAUUUUACAAUGUCCUUAUAUUCUAUUUGCUGUGGUAACUUCCACCUACUAAGGAACUCAAUAGGACACAUUUGUAGUAUCAGAUUUCUCAAGUAUCACAGCAGAAUAAGCUCUGAAAAUGUACUUCAGAACAGAAGACAUAAAACUAGACCUUUUAGUGCAACAGUACUAGUGAGAAAUGCAAGAAAAGGAAGUAAGCAAUCCUUCAGCAAUGACCGCCAUCUACAUGGUGGAUCAGUUGAAUCAUCGAUUGAAGUGUUCAAGCAGUCUGAUCUGCAGCACCUGAAAUCACUCCAGUGCUACGAUAUUCAGGAAAAGGUUUCUGGAGGCAAGACCGACUGCCCUGCAACUAUCCUUGUCUUUGAUAUUGAAACUACUGGCUUCUCACGCCGUGGUGAUAGAAUUAUUGAGUUUGCUGUACGUGAUCUUAUGGGUGGAAAGAAUAGCACUUUUCAGACACUUAUAAAUCCUGAGAGAGAGGUAAAAAAUGCAGCUGUUCAUGGUAUCAGCACCAAGAUGGUUUGCAGUUCUGAUAUCCCAAGAUUUGGGGAGUUUAUCCCCAUUCUACUACAAUACGUUUGGAGUCGUCAAGUUGCUGGUAAACCAGUUAUGUGGGUUGCUCAUAACGGGAAAACCUUUGAUGUGCCCUUUCUCAUCUUUGAGUUCCAACGUUGCAAACAAGAGAUGCCUGCUGACUGGCUGUUUGUGGACACACUUCCUAUUGCAAGACAGUUAGUUGAUUCCGAUGGGGAAAAAAUCAGCUCCGCGUCGAUGAAGACACUGGUAGAGCGUUACAAGAUCCCAGUCGAUGGCAAAGCGCACCGUGCAAUGCAUGAUGUGACUGCCCUGUGUUAUGUACUCCAGAAGUUGACGUUCGAGUUGAAACUAACCGUUCCGCAGCUCCUCGAGAAGUCGUUCCGGGUCUCUGAUAUCACGACGACACCCCCUAAAAAAUGACUGCUAACACCCUCACCUGAAGAAUAUCUAGAAACUCUGGAUUAUUUCAUUGGCAUUGUAUUACACAGCCUGUUAUUUGCAGACCCUAGCUCUGAUUUCUUGCUGUUUCAACAACAGAACAACAAUACCUUCCUUAUUGUUACAUUGAUAUUUUGGUCAGUAGUUCAGUGCUCAAUAUUACUGAUACUUGCUGGCCCUGUACACCAUCUGAACCAUUAUAUGCGCGAUGCUAAAUUCAGAGCUGCGGCAUA